Messenger RNA from Gavia stellata (red-throated loon), 2550 nucleotides. RefSeq names its product dipeptidyl peptidase like 6 (gene DPP6). Gene Ontology annotation, molecular function: dipeptidyl-peptidase activity; serine-type peptidase activity. The transcript is spliced from 26 exons. The record is from RefSeq and is a predicted model, not a curated record. Gene Ontology annotation, biological process: proteolysis. Bases 1 to 2550 code for a protein of 849 amino acids. Lineage: Eukaryota; Metazoa; Chordata; Aves; Gaviiformes; Gaviidae.
AUGGCUUCACUGUACCAGCGGUUCAGCGGGAAGAUCAACACCUCCCGCUCUUUCCCCGUUCCCCCCGAAGCGAGUCACCUCCUGGGCGCCCAGAGCAGCGAGGAGGACGGCGCUGCCGGCAAGACCUCGCGUCCAUUGCAACAGGAAAGCAGCCGGCCCCGCUUCCAGUACCAGCCGCGAAGUGACUGCGAGGAGGAGGAUGAGCUGGUGGGGAGUAAUCCUCCUCAAAGAAACUGGAAAGGAAUUGCAAUUGCCUUACUUGUUAUUCUCGUUAUCUGCUCCCUGAUUGUCACCUCUGUUAUACUCCUGACACCAGUUGAGGAUAACAGCUUGUCUCAGAAGAAGAAGAUAACAGUGGAAGAUCUCUUCAGUGAUGAUUUCAAAAUUCAUGACCCAGAGGUUAAAUGGAUAACUGAUAAUGAAUUCAUUUAUAGAAACCAGAAUGGCACAGUGAUUCUGAGGAAUGUCGAAACUAACAAUUCAACAAUAUUAAUAGAAAACAAAAAAAUUGUCUCCUUAAAGGCUAUUCGAUAUGAAGUGUCACCUGACCGGGAAUAUGCACUUUUUGCUUUUAAUGUUGAACCAGUGUAUCAGCAUUCAUAUACGGCAUAUUAUGUCCUCAGCAAAAUACCUCAUGGGGAUCCCCAGAAUUUGUAUCCCCCUGAGGUCAGCAAUGCAAAGCUUCAGUAUGCUGGUUGGGGUCCAAAAGGGCAACAGCUGAUAUUUAUCUUUGAGAAUAACAUCUAUUACUGUGCCCAUGUGGGGAAACAAGCCAUCCGAGUGGUCUCCACAGGAAAGGAAGGUGUUAUUUUCAAUGGGCUCAGCGACUGGCUGUACGAAGAGGAGAUCUUGAAGACUCAUAUUGCUCAUUGGUGGUCUCCUGAUGGCACCAGGUUAGCAUAUGCAACAAUUAAUGCCUCCAGAGUCCCCACCAUGGAGAUCCCGGUAUACACUGGCAGCCUUUACCCUACUGUUAAAACGUAUCAUUAUCCAAAGGCUGGAAUGGAAAAUCCAACUAUUUCUUUGCAUGUGAUUGGUUUGAACGGACCUACCCAUGACCUGGAAAUGACUCCCCCGGACGAUCAGAGAAUGAGGGACUACUACAUAACCAUGGUGAAAUGGGCAACCAGCACCAAGGUGGCAGUAAACUGGCUGAACAGGGCGCAGAACGUGUCUAUCCUGACGCUGUGCGACGCCACCACGGGAGUCUGCACAAAGAAACACGAAGAUGAAAGUGAAGGCUGGCUGCACAGACAGAACGAAGAGCCGAUUUUUUCCAAGGACGGUAGGAAGUUUUUCUUUGUCCGAGCCAUUCCCCAGGGAGGACGCGGGAAGUUCUACCACAUCGCCAUGUCAUCAUCACAGCCCAAUAGUAGCAGUGAUAACUUACAGUCUAUUACAUCUGGCGAUUGGGAUGUGACAAAGAUAUUGGCAUAUGAUGAAAAGAGGCAUAAAAUUUAUUUCCACAGCACAGAAGAUUUGCCAAGAAGGCGACAUUUAUACAGCGCAAGCACAAAUGGAAACUUCAACAGGCAGUGUCUGUCUUGUGAUCUGAUUGAAAACUGUACUUAUUUCAGUGCAUCCUUCAGUCACAAUCUGGAAUACUUCCUACUGACAUGUGAAGGUCCCCGAGUCCCGAUGGUGACUGUUCACAACACAACCGAUGCACAGAAAAUUUUUGAGCUGGAGGUAAAUGAAAAUGUGCAGCUGACUGUAAAUGACAGGCAAAUGCCUAAGGUAGAAUACAUGGAGAUCAAGAUAGACGAUUACAAAUUGCCAAUGCAGAUCUUAAAGCCAGCAACCUUUUCGGACACCGUGCACUACCCCUUGCUUUUGGUUGUAGAUGGGACGCCUGGCAGCCAGAUCGUAACGGAGAGAUUUGAGGUGACAUGGGAAAGCGUCAUGGUCAGCUCUCACAAUGCCAUCGUGCUGAAGUUCGAUGGCCGUGGGAGUGGCUUCCAAGGCACUAAGCUACUGCACGAGGUUAAGAGGAGGCUGGGCCUUUUGGAAGAGAAGGAUCAGUUGGAAGCUGUCCGGACAAUGCUGAAGGAGCAUUACAUUGAUAAAAUGAGAGUCGGUGUGUUUGGGAAGGAUUACGGCGGCUACCUGAGCACUUACAUGCUUCCAGCCGGUGAAGAGAACCAGGUGUUCGCCUGUGGAGCUGCUCUUUCCCCGCUGACAGACUUCAAACUAUAUGCUUCAGCCUUUUCUGAAAGAUACUUGGGCUUGCAUGGGAUUGAUAACAGAGCAUACGAGAUCACCAAAUUAGCACACAGAGUCUCAUUACUGAAGGAACAGACAUUUUUGAUCAUUCAUGCUACUGCUGAUGAAAAAAUCCAUUUUCAGCAUACUGCAGACCUUAUCACACACCUAAUUAGGGCAAAGGCUAAUUACAGCUUGCAGAUUUACCCCGACGAAAGCCAUUACUUCAGCAACACAGCAUUGGAGCAGCAUUUGUACAACUCCAUCGUCAACUUCUUCGCAGCGUGUUUCCAAGUUCAGGACAAACUCCCAAUAGCCCCACUGAAAGAGGAGGAGGACGAUGAUUAA